Apus apus (common swift) is the source of this 1671-nucleotide messenger RNA. It is a transcript of the gene DHODH, whose product is annotated as dihydroorotate dehydrogenase (quinone). Gene Ontology annotation, biological process: pyrimidine ribonucleotide biosynthetic process; 'de novo' pyrimidine nucleobase biosynthetic process. The transcript is spliced from 9 exons. Gene Ontology annotation, cellular component: cytoplasm; mitochondrial inner membrane. The record is from RefSeq and is a predicted model, not a curated record. The coding region runs from base 15 to 1178 and encodes 387 amino acids. NCBI's taxonomy places the organism in Eukaryota, Metazoa, Chordata, Aves, Apodiformes, Apodidae. Gene Ontology annotation, molecular function: dihydroorotate dehydrogenase activity.
ACGUGGCUGGGGAGAUGGCGGGCUGGCUGCGCGGGCCGCUGGCGCUGGGAGGCUGCGGGCUGCUGCUGCUGGGCUCGGCGCUGGCGGCGGGCGACGAGCGGCUCUACACGGCGGUCGUGAUGCCCGCGCUCCGCGUCCUCCCACCCGAGACCGCCCACGGGCUGGCCCUGCGCGCUGCCGCCCUGGGGCUGCUGCCGCCCGCGCGUCCCGACGGCCCCGCGCUGGAGGUGCGGGUCCUCGGGCAGCGCUUCCGCAACCCGGUGGGCCUGGCAGCCGGCUUCGACAAGCAGGGCGAGGCUGUGGACGGGCUGUACAAGAUGGGGUUUGGCUUUGUGGAAGUGGGGACUGUCACACCUCGGCCCCAGGAGGGGAACCCCCCGCCCAGGGUCUUCCGGCUGGUGGAGGACGAGGCCGUCAUUAACAGGUUCGGGUUCAACAGCCACGGCCACGCUGCGGUGGAGCACAGGCUGCAGGCGCGGCGGGAGACGCAGCGCAGGCUCACUGGCGCGGGAAUGCCCCUUGGAAUCAACCUGGGCAAGAACAAGAACUCUGCUGAUGCUGCAGCUGACUAUGUGGCUGGGGUCCAGACCCUGGGCCCUUUGGCUGACUACCUGGUUGUGAACGUGUCCAGCCCGAACACCCCCGGGCUGCGGGACCUGCAGGGCAAGGCUGAGCUGCGGGAUCUGCUGACCAAGGUGCUGGUGGAAAGGGACAUGCUGCCCUGCGAGCACAAGCCAGCCGUGCUGGUGAAGAUCGCCCCUGACCUCUCGGCACAGGACAAGCAGGACAUUGCGAGUGUCGUCUGUGAGCUUGGUGUGGACGGGCUGAUUGUCAGCAACACCACAGUGAGCCGCCCCGGCAGCCUCCGGAGCCGGCAGCGCUCGGAGCCCGGGGGCCUCAGUGGGAAACCGCUGCGGGAGCUCUCCACGCAGACCAUCAGGGAGAUGUACGCCCUCACCAGAGGCCGGGUGCCCAUCAUCGGGGUGGGGGGCGUGAGCAGCGGCCGCCACGCCCUGGAGAAGAUCCGCGCGGGAGCCUCGCUGGUGCAGAUGUACACGGCGCUGGUGUACCGCGGGCCGCCCGUGGUGGGGGCCGUGAAGAGGGAGCUGGAGGAGCUGCUGAGGGAGCAGGGCUUCAAGAACGUGAUGGAGGCGGUGGGAGCGGAUCACCGGCCCUGAGGCGCCGCGGAGCCGCGCUCUGGCUGGGAGGAGCCGUGGCCAAGCAGGAACGGGGCUGGGCAGGCUGGGGCUGAGCUGAGGUCCUGGUCCCAGCCCUGGGAAGGGUCAGUGAGGGGUGAGGCUGGGGCUGUGCUGCUGGGGAGCAGGCGAGUGAGCCUUGCUGCCCAGGGCUUGUUUUGGCUUUCCCGUGGGUUGGGCUCCCCAGCAGACCCAGUGCUGGGUACAGCUCUGAGGGCAAAGCCCUGUGACCUGCUCCUGUGCAAUCCUUGCCCAUGGAGGGCUCACCUGCCCUGCUGUCUCUGCACACAGCUGGGGGCAACCAGAGUGUGGUGGGUCCCUUCUGCCAGGGUCCCCACAGCCUGUGGUGGCUGGUGACUGGUCCUCCUGCCCCACAGCCCCUGCAGCAGGAUCUGCCCUCCCUGUCCUCCUUCCUUCUCCAGACAGUCCUGUAACAAAUGUAACAAACAGUUCAAUAAAUGUUUGGCUCACCUGG